AUGCCUGCCUAUCUAUCUAUCUAUCUAUCUAUCUAUCUAUCUAUCUAUCUAUCUCUCUAUUUUGACUUGAUCGUAUCGAUUUUCGUUAGUCUGUUCAUAUCUAUCUAUCUAUCUAUCUUGGCUUGUUUGUAUCUAUUUUUGUUGGUCUGUUCUUAUCUAUCUAUCUAUCUAUCUAUCUAUCUAUCUAUCUCCGUCAGUUCAUAUCUAUCUAUCUAUCUAUCUAUCUAUCUUGGCUUGAUCUCUGUUCAUAUCUCUCUCCCUUUUUCUCCCUCUUUCUCCACCCCCUCUCUCUCUCUCUCUUUCUCUCUCUCUCUAUCUAUCUAUCUUGACCUUCUGUUCAUAUCUCUCUCCAUCUCUUUCUUCCUCUCCCCCCUCUCUCUCUCUACCUCUCUCUCUCUCUCUAUCUAUCUAUCUUGGCCUGUUCAUAUCUAUUUAUCUAUGUUGGUAUGUUCACUAUCUAUCUAUCUAUCUAUCUAUCUAUCUAUCUAUCUAUCUUGGCUUGAUCAUAUCAAUUUAUUUUCGUUAGUCUGUUCAUCUCUCUCUCUCUCUCUCCCUCUCUCUCUCUCUAUCUAUCUUGGCCUGUUCUUAUCUAUUUAUCUAUAUUGGUAUGUUAUCUAUCUAUCUAUCUAUCUAUCUAUCUAUCUAUCUAUCUAUCUAUCUGUACGUGUGUUAGUUUGA
Acanthosepion pharaonis is the source of this 678-nucleotide messenger RNA. The record is from the annotation of a GenBank genome assembly. Lineage: Eukaryota; Metazoa; Mollusca; Cephalopoda; Sepiida; Sepiidae.